GGAUCCUUGUAACAUAUGGUGACCUUUUGAUGGCAGUUUGUCAAGAAAUAGUCUCUGAAAACUACUGAUGUUCCAGUUUGCUGUGCAGUGGACUUAAUUUAGGAAGAUGCCAGAGAGAGAAGCUGAGGAGCUGAAAAUGAAACUAGUUCAGUGAACUUGAGAAUGGCAUGUAACUUGAAUGUUUUAUUCUGCUGUCUUAAGUGUUCUACUUGGCAUUGCUGUCUCUUGCAGUGAAGACUGACUCUUCACCUUGGCAGGGUUAGAAACCCUAGGCUAUUACAGAACAGCCUUGCACUGAGCCUUUGUGGAAGAAGCAAGAUUUAAAUAUCAGUUCUUCAAUGUGCAUCCUGCUAUUCAAAUUUGACCCCCGACCAGCUUCAAAAAAUGCUUACAGGCUUAUUCUAGCAGCUAAUAGAGAUGAAUUUUACCACAGACCUUCCAAACCGGCAGACUUCUGGGACAGCAGCAAUGAGAUCCUUAGUGGUUUGGAUAUGGAAGAAGGAAAAGAAGGUGGGACAUGGCUGGGAAUCAAUAAGAAAGGCAAGAUGGCAGCCCUGACGAACUAUUUGCAGCCAAAGACUGAUAAAAAUGCAAAAGGAAGAGGUGCUCUUGUAACAAACUUCUUGACUGCAGAUUUGGACAGCUACUCUUACUUGAAGAAAGUUUCAGAAGAAGGACAUCUUUACAAUGGAUUUAAUUUAAUAGCAGCUGACUUUAAUACCACCAAAGGAGAUGUGAUUUGCUACUAUGGAAACAGAGGAGAACCAGAACCUGUUUUCCUAAAUCCUGGAAUAUAUGGAUUGAGUAAUUCUCUGUUGGAUACACCAUGGAAGAAAGUUCAAUAUGGGAAAGAGCUUUUCACAGAAGUGGUCAAGAGAAGUCAAGAUCUUGCCAAAGAAGAGUUGGUGCAGGAGCUUCUUACAGUGAUGAAUAAUCAAGAGGCUCAAUUACCAGACCCUUUAAUUGAAGACCAAGGGAAGGAUUAUAUACGUCCUAUAAUGAACAAGUAUUCAGCUAUAUGUGUUCGUUGCCCAGGUUAUGGAACAAGGACUAACACGGUCAUUCUCAUUGAUUCAGAAGGACAAGUUACUUUCACAGAGAGCAACAUGAUCAAUGCAGAUGUCAACCAGUGGAAAACAAGCACCUAUGAAUUCAAACUGCACAUUUAACAACUUUCCGUUUGAAUGGUUUGUAAUAAUAGCAAUGAGAGAAUAAGCUGUUGAGUUCUAGUAAAUGUUUUGUGCCAGCCUCCACAAGCUAAAAAUAGCAAGGGAAGCAAAAGUUUAUUUAAACUGCUGGCAUACUCUACCAGGCCCACAUAUCCUCUGGAUAAAAGCAAAAGAAACUGUUUUUACAUUAAGUAGCCUCUUACAGUCAGAAAUAAAUGCUGAGGAAUCACCCUGCCUCCAGGCAAGACCAUCUUUGCCCACGACGAAGUCCUUAUUUUUUUUUUUUUUGUGGGUGGUUGUUUUGGAUUUUUUAAAGAUGUUUUAAGUAGACUACUAAACAUGUUUUCAGUUCCAAAGAGUAAAAACAGUUGCUGCUUUUAUUGUUCUAUCUGAAGGUUUUACCAAACUUCAUUUUCCCUUCAAUAUAUGUUUUUAAGAUGGUAUAGCUGAUGCCAAUGUCCAUUAAAUGAAUGUAUGUUCUCUUUGUAGCAUUAAGUAUUUCAAUAACAUUUAAAUUUUUCAGUGUUGCCAUGGUGCAAUAUUCUGCCUGGGGAGGGCAGAGCAGGGGGAAUUCUUUAUAUUUGAUAGUAUAGCAAUAGAUCUUAUUUUCUAAAACUUGACUUGAAAUUCAGUCCCUGUUCACUUUUACUGAAAAAAAAUCAUAGCAGCAGACUUGCUUAUCUUUCACUGGAAUAAAAUGAUUUGUAUUGUGAUAACUUGUUUCCUGAUAGUCUAUUUAGCAAUAUUGGUUUUCUUCUUUUCUUCCACAACAGGCAGGUAACAAAUACAUAUCUGUUUGCAAACAGAAGCUAGAUAUGAAGUUUACAUACAUCAGCUGUUUUGCACAUGUAAUUUUUACUCAUUUCUUUAUUGGUAUAAAAUGUUAAAGUCUGGAGUGACUGCACAUAGAUUUUUAGUGAAAAUAGCUAUUUGUUGUAAGGUGCCAUUAUUGCAGUCUUACUGGUGAAAAAGUUGGGUGUUAAGAUGCACUUUGUAUAUUCUAACAUCUGUGAAUUUAAAAAGCUAUUUAAAUGCAUGCCUUUUUUUCAAUUAUUCAGUGCCAGUGUCGGUGAUAGAAGAUUCUAGGUAAUGUCAAGGUAUUUUAAAACUUUAAGUUAUUUUACUGCUACUGGUGUUCUGUUUUGACUUAUUUUGAAUGCUGAAUACUUAGUAAUGGAUCACUGGUAUUUUUUCUCUAUAUAUGCUGAAUGUAUUCUUUUUACAAGCCUCUGACUGCUCAUUAUUACAAAGCAGCAAGAUUUCUAGUACUCUUUAUAAAAAGGUGUGUAACUAUUCUUCUGUACUCAAGCUCUUGUUUUCAGGCCUUCUUACUAGUGUGUAUGUGUCUGUAACGGAGGCAGCAGUAAAUUAGACUUGCCAUUGAGGUGAAAUACUGUGACAGCCCAUUCCCAGCUUUCUAAUUGCUGGGAGAUGCUAAAGUAGCACUUAGGCAAUUAUUUCCUUUUGUAUUUGCAUAGCUUCUAGAUACCAGGACUGCUUGCAUGACUAGGCACAGGUUAUUGAUUCAGUACUUUUUGACCACCUGGAUUGGGAGAUGAUAAAUACAACCUUGUUAGGUUGUACAUGGGUUCCAACUCGGAGCCUUCCAGACUGUCCUCCUGAGCUGUGGGAAAUGGUUAUCCAUCUUUUUUUAAUGACUAUUUAAACCAUAUAUUUGUAUGAAUAAAAAUGUUAUUAUUAUCUUUAGAUGCAAAGAAAUAGCCAUAGUUGUCUUGCAUUUGUAACAUUCAAAUCUAUAUUUUAAAACAAAAUUUUGCUUUCUUGGUUUGCUCUCACCGACUGUUUGCAUAACAGUUGUUUUUAAUAUCUUGAGAAAAAACAGCUAGUGUUCAGAUGAGCAGGACACUCCCUUUCAAGACAUUAUCUAAAUGGCAAGCAAAAUGCUUGCAUGAAAUUUCAUGCUAAAAGCAUUUAUAAACCUUACCUUUUAUAGCGGUCCUUUAAUAAUGAACAAUUAUUUUUUUACAUGCAGGCAAAAGAAAAGCAAAUCAGAGUUUAGGUGUAAAACCAGAUUAUAAUAAUGUAUGUAGCUUUGCUUGAAUCAAAAUUCUGAAUCUGGGGUUUGCUUUUUCUGUAAAGAAAUAAAGA
Molecule: messenger RNA, 3278 nt
Organism: Colius striatus (speckled mousebird)
Lineage: Eukaryota; Metazoa; Chordata; Aves; Coliiformes; Coliidae
Gene: TANGO2
Product: transport and golgi organization 2 homolog
Exons: 10
Coding region: 339-1169 (276 amino acids)
Biological process (GO): Golgi organization; protein secretion
Cellular component (GO): Golgi apparatus
Source: RefSeq, a predicted model, not a curated record